This is a messenger RNA of Syngnathus typhle (broad-nosed pipefish), 3888 nucleotides long. It is a transcript of the gene cnga1b, whose product is annotated as cyclic nucleotide gated channel subunit alpha 1b. Gene Ontology annotation, molecular function: cGMP binding; intracellularly cAMP-activated cation channel activity; intracellularly cGMP-activated cation channel activity. The record is from RefSeq and is a predicted model, not a curated record. Gene Ontology annotation, cellular component: plasma membrane; intracellular cyclic nucleotide activated cation channel complex. The transcript has 15 exons. Bases 1491 to 3323 code for a protein of 610 amino acids. Lineage: Eukaryota; Metazoa; Chordata; Actinopteri; Syngnathiformes; Syngnathidae. Gene Ontology annotation, biological process: monoatomic cation transmembrane transport.
GGGAGGGGAAGCGCGUGUUGACUCGUGCCCUCCGCUGCGUCUGGCGCCACCCGUGGCCGCGCGCCGCGUGGCGUCUGAUUGGCGCCCGGGGAGGAAGAGGAGGCGGCAGAGUGUGAAGAUGAUUGGCGGCCCGCCAGGAAGGGAUGUCACACGCACACACACACGCAUUUCCACGCACACACGCCAGCGAGAGGCCUCUGCUCCACUGUCAUUGGUCGCAGCCUUUAUUCGGCAAAGGUCGCAGGUCGCUGUUGGCCUGUUGAGUUGGGUGGUCCGGAGACCUUUCACCCCCUUCACAAAACAAAUGAAUUUGGAACAAUAGGUGCGUGGCACACCGCCCUCUAGUGGACCAUAGUAGAAGGUUCAACUUCGAGCGGCAUAAACGACGACUCCUUUAUGUUGAGUAGACAACAAAGAAGGGAAGAGAAUAGUUUUGACAUGUAAUACAGUUCAUACAUAAAUAAAGCUUGUAAAUCGGAACACAGGAAUUGAAAAUCUUUAAAUCACACUGUUGUUCCGUAUAUCGUAACAUGCGUUGGUGGUAUAGUGGUGAGCAUAGCUGCCUUCCAAGCAGUUGACCCGGGUUCGAUUCCCGGCCAACGCAGAUGAUCGUUUUGAUUUUGUAUUUUCAAUAUAAGUGAUCUUUCCAUUCCUUCUUGUCUCCAAAAGCCAAGACAACAACUACUCACAAAAAUAAUGUUCCAAAACUAUUUUUUAUUUUUCUCCCGAUCUGAGUACAAUAUCCAUUCGUCUUCGAAAUAAAAUGAAGAUACUCCUUUAUUGGGGGCCACGUACGCGUGUGCACACGGCACAGUCUGGUUGUGGGACCCACUAGCUGCAUACGUGUCCAGGUAGCCGUUUGGAGUAUCGGUCUUGCUCGACAUUGCAGCCUGUUUCCGGGUGGAUGGUCUUGAACGACCAAACACCCCGCCCCCGGUGGCGGGGGCAAACGAUAUAACUACUUGGCCACGGCUCCCAAAGAAGCGGGGAAAUAGCGACCCUUAUCUUCAGCGCUACUUCAGCGGUCACUAUAUAUACUGCACCGUACCGCCUCACACACAUUUAAGCUUGUCAAAGCUGCCAGUGUGUGCGCGUGUGUUUGUGUGCUGACUCAUCUAAAUGAGCAUAGGUCAUUCUUCUCUUCUUCACUUUUUCUACACAUCCUUUCUGCUUCCCUGUUGUCCACUGGUGUUAUUCCAAGUGCAAAGUUUGUUCAGUUGAAGACAAAAGUUGCACCUUUCCAAAUGUUUAUGCCAAUGUUAGCUACGCGCGCGCGUGAGCGUGAGUCGCGCCCGAUCAUCCGUCCGCUAAUCGCUUUAUCUGCAACUGAACGCUUCUGCUGGGUCGGGGGAAAGUUUUUCUUUCUUCUGGUGGAUUUCAAGGUUGUUUUGGGGGUCGCGCAGUUGUGUUUCCAUGGCAAUGGCUUGGAAGUAGACGGCGUAACCCCGGGGCAAGUGAAUAUUACCUGACAGAAGGGAAGAGAGCACCCCAUGGCCCAGGUUACGCCGGUUGACGCAGCCGCCGCACUUCUGGACGAUAUGGAUGACCGCAGGUGUGCAGGAUGUCUCUUCAAUGUCAACAACAGCAACAACAAAGACAAGGAAGAGAAGAAGAAGAAAAAGAAGAAGAAGGAGAAGAAAGACAAGAAAAUCAAGGAAGGGAGGAAGAAAGCGAAGGAGGAUGAAGGGGAGGAAAAGAAGAAAGCCAAGGAAGAGGAGAAGAAGGAGGCAGUUCCAAAAGAGAUCACAGUGGUGGAUCCGGCGGGGAACACAUAUUACCACUGGCUCCUCAUCAUCACGCUUCCCGUCAUGUACAACUGGACCUUCAUCAUCGCAAGGGCGUGCUUUGAGGAGCUUCAAAUGGACUACCUGCGCUUCUGGUUCUUCUUGGACUUUCUCUGCGACUUGCUAUAUGUGGCCGACAUGGUCUUCAGAACCAGGACAGGCUACCUGGAGCAAGGUCUUCUGGUGAAGGACGAGCAGAAGCUGCGGCAGCGUUACAUGACGAGUUUACAGUUCCGACUGGAUUUGCUCUCCAUGGUCCCCACCGACGUUCUGUACGCCACAUUGGGCCUCAACUACCCCGAGAUCCGCCUCAACAAGCUGCUGAGGUUCAACAGGAUGCUGGAGUUCUUCCAGAGAACCGAGACCAGAACCAACUACCCCAACGCGUUGCGGAUCUCCAACUUGGUCAUGUACAUCGUCAUCAUCAUCCACUGGAACGCUUGCCUCUACUAUUCUUUCUCCAAAGCCAUUGGUUUUGGCUCGGACAGAUUCGUGUACCCUGACCCGGCAAAUCCGGAAUUCGGGCGCCUGGUGAGGAAGUACGCCUAUAGUAUGUACUGGUCCACGCUGACGCUUACUACCAUUGGAGAGACUCCGCCCCCCGUGGAGAACUCUGAGUACUUCUUUGUGGUCACCGAUUUCCUGGUGGGCGUGUUGAUUUUUGCCACCAUCGUGGGUAACGUGGGCUCCAUGAUUACCAACAUGAACGCCGCCCGCGCCAGUUUUCAGGCUCGCAUCGAUGCCAUCAAGCAGUACAUGAGCUUCCGUAAGGUUACCAAGGACUUGGAGAAGCGCGUCAUAAAAUGGUUCGACUUCCUGUGGACCAACAAGAAGGCGGUGGACGAACGGGAAGUCCUCAAGUACCUUCCGGACAAGCUGAGAGCAGAGAUUGCCAUCAACGUGCACCUGGACACACUCAAGAAGGUGCGUAUCUUUGCCGACUGCGAGGCGGGCCUCCUGGUGGAGCUGGUGCUGAAGCUUCAGCCGCAGGUCUACAGUCCCGGAGACUACAUCUGCAAGAAGGGCGAUAUCGGGCGCGAGAUGUACAUCAUCAAAGAGGGCAAGCUCGCCGUGGUGGCCGAUGACGGCAUCACGCAGUUUGUUGUCCUCAGCGACGGCAGCUACUUUGGCGAGAUUAGCAUCUUGGCCAUCAAAGGCAGCAAAGCCGGAAACAGGCGAACAGCAAACAUCCGCAGCAUCGGUUACUCCGACCUCUUCUGCCUUUCCAAAGAUGACCUAAUGGAGGCGCUAACCGAGUACCCCGACGCUAAGGCCUUGUUAGAGGAGAAGGGGAGACAGAUUCUAUUGAAGGACGGCCUGCUGGACCUGGAGGUGGCGGCGCAGGGCCCCGACCCCAAAGAGAUGGAGGAGAAAGUUGAAUGGAUGGCGAGCACGCUGGACAGCCUGCAGACACGAUACGCGCGACUGCUGGCCGAGCACGAGGCCACGCACAGCAAGCUCAAACAUCGAGUGAGCAAGCUGGAGAAGAAGCUGCCCUCCCAGGCAGGCGAUGUGCCAGCGCUGUCAGCCACUGAAUGACGAGCAGUACUAGAUAGCAUAGCUGCACGCUAUUGAAACUGUCAUCAAAAUUUAAAUAUUAAUCACUGCUAGAAUAUUCGUACUCUUCUCAUACAUUUGUGCCGGGCAUCCAGGGAGAGAACUUCUUCCGAAGGCCCCAGUCAUUAUGCUAAUGUACCUACCAUGUGUCGUGUAAAUCCCAUUAGAAUAAUUAUUAUUUUUGUUUGUUUCAACAUAAAAAUUCAUCACUUGUUUCAUUAUAACGGAAUUUUACCAAAUUGAAUCAAACUCAACAAAUUUCCAUUGUCCCAAGCUGACGUGCAACACGAACAAAAAAUCAACAUGACUGCGAAGUUAGUUGACAACUAGUUUGCUUCAUUUGGUAUAAAAUGCUUAGAAACUAACGACGUAGGUGGAAUGACGUAGACGCAUAUAAUGUUAACAGCAAAUUAUUUGAUUGCCCCGCGCCCUCCGAUAAAAAGUAAUGGCUAACGUGCCUCCGUUUGAUAACUGCGCGCUAAAGCACCAACGUUAAAUAGUCAAACUAUGAUUUAAAGCAGAAACAUGCCAAUCACAUGUUUUUUUU